Micropterus dolomieu (smallmouth bass) is the source of this 1419-nucleotide messenger RNA. It is a transcript of the gene aig1, whose product is annotated as androgen-induced 1 (H. sapiens). The transcript is spliced from 6 exons. The record is from RefSeq and is a predicted model, not a curated record. Bases 149 to 850 code for a protein of 233 amino acids. Gene Ontology annotation, cellular component: endomembrane system; membrane. NCBI's taxonomy places the organism in Eukaryota, Metazoa, Chordata, Actinopteri, Centrarchiformes, Centrarchidae.
UUUACAGACGGGGGAGCAGGAGAGGCGCAGACACAGGGUGGGAGGUUAAGACAAGGAAAAAUUGCAUUAAAGAGAAACGGAGAGAAAGGUAGAAAUAGGUGCAGAAAAAUAAAGGUACACAAGUGAACAAAGACACAGAGCGAGCAUCAUGGCGCUGAUCCCCUCGCAGAUUCUCCGGGUCGCCAUCCUGCUGUCUUAUUUCUCCAUCCUCUGCCACUACAAAGCUUUAGACAUGCCGGCACACCAGACCUAUGGAGGCAGCUGGAAGUUUCUGACCUUCAUCGAUCUGGUGAUCCAGGCGGUGUUUUUCGGAGUGUGUGUCCUGAUCGAUGUGUCCAGUUUGCUAACUAAGGGGGGCGACAGCAGAGAGCAGGAGAGACAGCUCAGGAAGCUGAUUGGCCUGAGGGACUGGAUGAUGGCUGUACUGGCCUUCCCUGUCGGAGCGUUUGUGGUGUUUACGUUCUGGACUCUCUACCUGUACGACAGAGAACUGGUCUACCCCAAACUACUGGACAACUUCAUCCCGCAGUGGCUCAACCAUGGCAUGCACACCACCGUUCUUCCUUUCAUCAUCAUCGAGAUGAGGACCACCCACCAUCGGUAUCCCAGCAGGUCGUGGGGUCUGGCAGCAGUGUGCUGCUUUGGCGUGGGAUACAUCCUCUGGACGUGUUGGGUGCACCAGGUGACAGGUGUGUGGGUGUACCCGGUGCUGGAGCGCAUCACUCCGCUGGCUCGAGUCAUGUUCUUCAGUGCGAUGACCGUGGUGAUUUGUGUUUUCUACACCCUCGGAGAAAUCCUCAACAGCUACAUCUGGGACCAGCCACACACAGAAAAGGUCAAAGGUGAGUGAUCUUCUCUCGACUGCUGGACUUUAAAAUCGGCCCUUGUUGGAUGGAAGAGGACAAGUUGUGCUCCGCCCCCAGGGACAGCACAAGAACAGAAAACAAGUGACCUCUCCAGAAGUGGAAAAGACCAUUACUUUUGAACUGUACCCAUAAAAAUAACAUAGGAAAAGACGGAAACAUAAUCAUUUCAAUGUAAAUAGAGAAAAAGGUGACAAAACUCAUCUUUUGUUUUUUUCUCUUAUUCUGUUGUUUUUCAGUGGCAACCGUGUUGAGUCUGGCUUUGUUAUGUGGAGGAUGGUGAACAAAAUGCACAAACAUACAUCUCCACAAAAUGUUGGACUUUAACAUUGACAUACUGCACACACAGAAACACACUAACAGUGUUUGUAAUCUGCUUUUAUGGUAUGAAGUAGGCCUACUUAUCAAAGUGAAUGAAUUCCUUCAUAAGCUACUAUGAAACUACUGAACAUCAAUAAUGUGUUAAACAUCAUUAUUAUUCAUCUUAUGAGUCGCAUUACAUGUAUGGAAGAAACUAGAUGUUGGCGCAAAAUUAAUAAAGUUUGAUUGGAAAAUA